Messenger RNA from Didymodactylos carnosus, 3213 nucleotides. The record is from the annotation of a GenBank genome assembly. Lineage: Eukaryota; Metazoa; Rotifera; Eurotatoria; Philodinida; Philodinidae.
AUGGCUGAUGUAAAUUCCAGUUUCAAAAUGACAAAUACAUACGGAAAUGCAUCUAACGGCGAUUUGUCAUCUGCUAGUGAAAAUGAAAGCGUAAUAGAUAAAGUGAAGAAUGCCGUUUCAAAAUUGUUCCAUCCAUCGUUUUCAUUUUCGAGCACGACUGAGAAAAGAAAACGACCAUCAAUGGACGAUGUAUCAGAUGAUAAACGAGAAGAUGAGAACAACAGGCAACUACAUGAUGAUAAUGAUAAUGAUAAUAAUAAUACCGAUAGUAGGCAAACAUCGACUGUUCUGAAAUCAAAUUUAUCACGUUUUAAAACUAAAAAAGAUACAAGCUUUCAAACUAAUACAGUUCGCUUUGCUGAUGAGCAACUACGAUUGACAGACGACGAAGAUUCAAACGACAAUAAUCAAUUAAACUUGAAAGAUCGAAAACAACUUUAUUAUCCACAAACAAAACGUCCUCGCACAAUAACAAAUGGAGAUACUUCAAAAAUACCUGAACUUACCAUUCCUCAAACAUCGUCCAUCACCUUCGAUAUUAAUAACAGAACAACAAUGUUUUCAAAAGAAAGAAAAGAUAAAACGCCAUUAUCUCCACUUGCUGAACAAGACACCCAUAAAACCACAAAAAUUGGAAAAGAGGCUGGAGUGCAAUGUGGAGUGCAAACUGAAAAUACAACCAAUGAUUCUAAUGAAACAUUGUCAAAGUGUCAAACAUUUCCGGUUUUAGAAACAACAUCGCAAUUAACAGAAAAAAAUAUUAGUAAUCAAACACAACAGUCGCAGCCUCAGUUAGCAUCCCUUUCAACAAAUAGUUCAAUUACAAUCGAAUCCAAAAUACAACCCAACAAUAUAACAUCUCAUGUAAAAAUUUUGGACGACUUUACACCAUUCUCUUGGCCAAAAUUUGUUCGUGCACAAGAAGAAUUUGCAAAACAAAAUUUAAAUUUAUGUUAUAAUGAAAUAGAGUCUAUUCAACCCGCUCAAAAACAACAAAAUGCUCAUCAACCUACGUUAGAUACGCUUUCAGCAAACAAAACAACCCGGUCCAAUGAAUCAACAAAAGUAUUAACGGCAAUACCAACAUUACCACUAGCAUCGUACAAAAUGCCUGUUUCUCGUGAAUUAGUUUGGAAAUGUCUAUUAUGUUCAACGGAACAUCCGAUGCAAGCAGCUUGUCCUGCUAGUAAUCCAAAAUACACGCAAUUAAGUGUAAAGAGCAACGACAAGCCAUUAAUAUCUGUCUCAUCAUCUACGUUUCCGAUUCAAGCUGAUACAAUACCAGACCAAUUGGAUACUAAAAAGAGUGAGGCAAAUAUGGUGCAAACUCCCUUACUCGUAUCUCAAGCAAUAAACUCUCCUGCUAAAACAGUUAUUGAAACGCUAAAUACAGUACAGAGUCAACCAAAGGCUGUUCUCUCUACACUAUCGGAUAGUUUUCAAUUUUCUGUACCAGCAACAAAAUCAUUAAGUAGUGAACGAGGGUUAUCGCCGACCUCUAUUUCAACACGAGCUUCCACAGAGCCAGUAUCCUUUGGGACAUUUGCACAAGGCUUCUCCGCUAAAACAUUACAAUUUGGUUCAAAUAUCGGCUCUGCUAAUUCAGUAAUGAGUUUGCCUUUUACAGCAAUAUCGCAGUCAUUCCAACCAAGUAUCGUUAGUUCCUCAGUAACAGCACCUUCAUCAAUAUCAACUGGAUUCCAAUUUGGCUCUGGUAUGAUUCCAUUUACAUCAGCACGAUCUGUUCUAUCGGAUCUGCCAACCACGACAACGCCACAUUCUCAAUCAAAUAGCACAUCACCAACACAAACCACAGAUAAGGUUGUAUCUGUGUCAACAACGACUGCUGGAAGUACACUAUUUACCACAACAACCCAAUACACACCUGCACAGACUUCUGUAACGACAAUAUUUGGACAGGGAUUUCCAUCGUUAUUAUCGAGCGGUUUUUCAGCCCAAACAACAAAAUCAUCAACUCUUAGCAUAGCUGCAGAUACUCCUUCAAUAACAACUCCUUUUCUAUUUGGUACUGGAGCAUCAUUAUUUGGUUCUUCUUCUUUUGGAUCCAGUAGCCCCUCUGCAAGUUUCCCGACAACAACAUCGCAGACAAUCCAAUCAAAUAUCUCAACAGCAAUAACAACAACAGCACAAUCUCACCUAUUUCAAUCGAUAAGUUCAGCAUUUUCACCUCUAGCAACUCUCAGCGUUUUACCCUUCACAACAACAAUAACUCAAACGCCAGUAAUGUCGACUAAUACUCUUAGUCCGUUUAGUGGAUUCGGUUCUGGUGGACUUUUUGGAUCUACCCUAUUAACGAAUCCAUCAUCAGGAAAUACUAUUUCAACGUCAGCUGCAACAACAACACCAAUUCUUUUCGGUUCAAUGGGACAACAAUCAUCUGAGAACGUUUCAUCAUUCGGCUCAUUUCCGACAUUUGGAUUCCAUUCAAAAUCUUCACAAAUUUUACCGUCCACAACAAUACCGACAUUUCAAUCCACUAUUUCAAAUUCAUCAGCAAACACUAGAACAGCCGGUUUUCCGUUCAGCUUACCUGCUGAUAAUAACAGCAAUGGUUCUCCGCCAAUACCAGUUGCUUCAACAGCAUUCAGUAGUCAAUCUACACCAUCAAGUUUCGGUUUGACACCAGCUCACACAAAUACAGAUCCAUAUCCGUUUGCUGGUCAAACGCAAGAUCAAUUGAUACCUUCAUUACCAGGAAACGAAAGUACUCAACCAUCUCAUGCCAAAUCUCUUUUACAUACAAAAUUUAUUGUCAAAAUAAUGGUUAAAGUUCGUAAAAAUAAGCCAAAACCAGAAGGAUGGGAGUUAAUCGAACCAACACUAGAUGAAUUAGAUGGUAAAAUGCGAGAAGCUGAAAUAGCUCCGCAUGAAGGUAAACGUAAAGUAGAAACAUUAUGGCCAAUAUUUAAAAUACAUCAUCAAAAAUCACGUUUUUUAUUCGAUUUAUAUUUUAAACGUAAAGCAAUCAGUAAAGAAUUAUAUGAUUAUUGUAUUAAAGAAUCAAUCGCUGAUAAAUCAUUAAUUGCACAAUGGAAAAAACAAGGCUACGAAAACUUAUGUUGUUUACGUUGUAUACAACCGCGUGACACAAAUUUUGGUAAAAAAUGUGUCUGCCGUGUGCCAAAAGAAAAAUUAGAAGAGGGAAAAGUUGUAGAAUGUGUUCACUGUGGAUGUCGUGGAUGUUCGGGUUAA